This is a messenger RNA of Diabrotica balteata, 1476 nucleotides long. The record is from the annotation of a GenBank genome assembly. NCBI's taxonomy places the organism in Eukaryota, Metazoa, Arthropoda, Insecta, Coleoptera, Chrysomelidae.
UAUAUGUAGUGAAGUACUACCUUAAUGAAAAAUAACAAUUUUUUUAAAGGAAAGUUGAUGAGGUACUCAAGAUACCAAACGGUAUUCAUCAAAAUUAAUAUUAAACGCUAUCGUCAAAAAUGUUUUUCAAAAUAAAUAAACGAGUAUGGAUCAACUUUUUCAUCUUUGUGAUAUUAACUAUAACUAUUGUAUUUAUGUUCUCAGACGAUCACGUAACAGAAAUACAUAAUAAGAUAAACAGUGAAAAGAAAGAGGAACGUGUCACUGUAUCUUAUAAUAUUACGACGACUUCUUCUACUAGUACGGUUACUAGUACUUCAACAACUACUAAUUCCGCUAUUUCUAAUAGUACUUCUCCUACUACCCCUUCUACCAUAUCGUCCACACCAGGUGACGAUAUACACUGUUACAGAGAAACAAGUAUAGGUUCCCUUCCCGAUAUUUCUGAAAUAUCCCCUAGACCCGGGAAAUCAAUUUUCUUCCACGAAACUUCUUGUAAAUCCUUCAAAAAAGGUAAAAUUACCAUCAAUUCUAGACAAGCAUGCGCAGUGGAGAGCGCAGCACGUCUUAAUCCAAAUUUAGAUAUUUAUGUGCUAUACUCCUCACCAGGUCUUAUUAAGUCCGAAGGAGAUGAGUCUGAUAAAUUUCUUAAUGUCCUACAGAGUUACAAAAAUGUGAAAAUAAUGCACUUGGACUAUGAGCAAUAUACCAAAGGAACUCCUGUGGAGGAACUGUACAGCUCUGGAAAGAUAGAAAAGUCAAUGUACGUUGUAUCACACGCAAGUGAUGUUUUAAGAUUUCUAUCUCUGUGGAAAUACGGUGGUUAUUAUUUCGAUCUCGAUGUGGUACAUUUAAAACCCAUUCAAGACCUACCUCUUAGUUUCGCUGGAAUAGAAGCUGAGGUUGAUUUGGGUUCUGCAGCUUUAAGUUUUUCUCCAGAUGGAAUUGGACACGAACUCGCUGAACAGUGCCUGGAAGAUUUGAGAGAGUGUUUUGAUGGAAACGCAUGGGCCACCAAUGGUCCAGGUGUAAUUACGAGGGUAUUAAAGAAGCACUGUAACGUAACACAACCAACAGACUGGUUAGAUAGAAAAUGUGAAGGUGUAACCAUUUAUCCAGCUUCUACGUUUUUCGCAAUUCCAUACCAAAGUAAUGAGUAUUUUUUUGACAAGAAUUCGUUAUCAUUAGUAAAAAAUGAAACUAAAGAUAGCUACAUCUUCCACGCCUGGAACAAGUUAACUGUAGGGCGUAAGAUCUCGGUUAAAACAAAUGUACCUUACUUAUAUUUUGCCAGGAAGUAUUGUACGAAGGUGGUUGCAGCUUGUAAUGAAUAUUUUUGAUUUUUUCAGGUUGUGUUUGAGCUUCGCAGCUCGGUUAUUAAAGAAGAUAUCGGUCCAAUUAAAUGUACCGUAUAUAUUUUGCUAGAAGUAUUGUACGAAAAUUUUUUGCAGCUUGUAAUAAAUAUUUUUGAUAUUA